Messenger RNA from Lithohypha guttulata, 1371 nucleotides. It is a transcript of the gene AOS1, whose product is annotated as E1 ubiquitin-activating protein aos1. The record is from RefSeq and is a predicted model, not a curated record. Gene Ontology annotation, molecular function: SUMO activating enzyme activity. Gene Ontology annotation, cellular component: cytoplasm; SUMO activating enzyme complex. Gene Ontology annotation, biological process: protein sumoylation. NCBI's taxonomy places the organism in Eukaryota, Fungi, Ascomycota, Eurotiomycetes, Chaetothyriales, Trichomeriaceae. The transcript has a single exon. Bases 1 to 1371 code for a protein of 456 amino acids.
AUGGCAGACUCAUCACAGUCACAAGCAGACACACAAGCGCCUCUCGACCCAACUACAAUGAGCAAUGGAGCGAACACAGAACUUCCGGUCCUCCCUGGACAACCUCAAGAUCCUGCAGGCCUGAUGGCAUCUAUGGCAGAUCCAACCAUGAUGCCUGUUUUACCUCCUAUGCAGUCCAUUUCAGCAGAUGAGAUAGCCUUGUACGACCGCCAGAUCCGGUUAUGGGGUGUAAAAGCGCAAGAGAUGAUUAGGAAUGCAAAUAUUCUAUUGAUUGGUAUCAGAGCGUUGGGGAACGAGAUCGCGAAGAACUUGGUUCUAGCAGGAAUAGGAAGUCUUACUAUCCUUGAUCACGAGAAUGUGAUCGAAGAAGAUCUGGGCAGCCAGUUCUUGAUAACAGAGGAAAAUAUCGGCAAGAACAGAGCAGAAGCUGCGGCUGUAGAGCUCAGAAGAAUGAAUCCUAGGGUCAAUGUUAUCGCUGACCAGGAAGGGAUCAUGACAAAGAUGCCGCAGUAUUUUGCUGCAUUUCAGAUUGUUAUUGCGACCAGCCAGCCUUUCGAGAUGGCUUCUACGAUCAAUAUGUCGUGUCGAAUGUUCAACACCAAGUUUUAUGCUGCCGAUCUGCAUGGUCUAUAUGGUUAUGUCUUCUCUGAUCUAAUCAUGCACUCCUUCGUGAUUGAGAAGGAUAAGUCAAAUAUUCCCUCCAAAGCUGGAACGGCAGAAACAUCCACAAGGAUGGUCGUGCACGUGGAAACCAAAAAGGAAAACAACAAACUCAGAGAGAUCGUGACGAAGCAGGAGAUGUAUUGCCCUCUAAUGCUUGCCAAUUCGUCACCACUUCCCCCAGAAACUAUCAGAUCAAGGAGAGCCAAAAUGAGAGUUCCACCACUCAUUUCAUGCUUGCGCGGCCUCUUUGACUUCCAGAAGCAGACCGGCAGACAACCGAGUGGCAGGUCAGAAGAUCUUGCUUUGUAUACAAAGAUUACCAAUGAAAAGCAUCUGGAAUUACAGCUACCUCAUGAGACACUGACCGCUACAGUGUUUCGAAUGUUCCUACAAAAUCUAGGCACAGAGAUACCGCCGACUGCGGCUUUCCUUGGAGGUCAGCUAGCUCAAGACGUGAUCAACGUGCUCGGUAUGCGAGAGCAGCCUUUGCAAAAUCUACUACUGUUCGAUGGUGAUGACUUCAAGUGUCCGAUUUAUAGCCUGCAGCCCGUCUUCGAUCCUUCUCUGUCCAUGAUGGAGCCAUUGGAUGUGGGCAUGGCACCGGGGAUGGGUGUCAAUGGUAAUGGUUCAAUGCCAACGACGAACGGAGGAGGUCCCGUCUCAGACACUACACAAAUGCAGGACGAUGCACAUCAGGCUCAGGGUUAG